AUUUAUUGCGUAUUGUUCAAAAGAUUUAGUCUGUAACGCAUGAGAGAAUUUUAAUUAAAUCCCCCAACGCAAGGCAUCAUAACUGACCGCAGCGCUGUGGAAUAAGGACAUAAGUUAGAACAAGGUAUGAAAUUUGUUGUAAUACUGUAUAUAGGGUUAUUUGCAACUGUGUUACAAUAUAUAUGGUAUAAUGUAAGUAGGGGAUUUGUAUAUUGAAAUGAUCGUGUACUCUUUGCAUGAUUAUAUUUAUUGCGUAUUGUCCAAAAGAUUUAGUCUGUAACGCAUGAGAGAAUUUUAAUUAAAUCCCCCAACGCAAGGCAUCAUAACUGACCGCAGCGCUGUGGAAUAAGGUCAUAAGUUAGAACAAGGUAUGAAAUUUGUUGUAAUACUGUAUAUAGGGUUAUUUGCAACUGUGUUACAAUAUAUAUGGUAUAAUGUAAGUAGGGGAUUUGUAUAUUGAAAUGAUCGUGUACGCUUUGCAUGAUGAUGCAUUUCUUGUGUGAAGAGUAUCUGGGUUCCUUCACUGCUUUUUCAUCGAAACCUAGCAAAGAACUUAUUGAGUUUCUUGUUGUCUCAGUUUUGCCAUAAUAUGUAUUGAGAAUAUACAAUAAUUGUAUUGCGAUAACUAUGCAGAAGACGCUAUUCAAAUAACCAUAUACGUCAACGCUAACAUAACCCCAGUGAAGUAUAAGCUAGUAGCAUAACUUUCGCUUUACAUAUCGUUUUAAUUUGUGACAUAUAUAGAGAAGGUUUCCUACGUAAGCUAGUGUUCUGCGACCUUUUCGUUGCGAAGUUUUUCUAGGUAUACGAAAUUUAAAUCCUCUUCACGCUUGCCUGAUCUCGCCGUUCCUAUACUGUUUAUCCCGUAUUCUUGAGGAUAUUCCUAUAUUUGUCCACAAUACACAACUGUUUCACUUCUAACGAGCAUAUACCCCUUCUAGGCUUAAUUAAUUUGUAUUUACAUUCUAUUUUCCAUGGGGGUAAGACGCAAUUUAUAUUUCACGUGCACGCCGGCAUUUUAUACAUUCUUGUAUAUAAUACAGUUCUUACAAUUCUAUUUCUAACAAAUACAGUGUAUGUAGAUUUUAUAUUUCUACAUUAUUUAGUGCGUACCAAGUUAGUAAUAGUUCGACGCAAUUUAAAUUCCAUUGCCACGCCUCACUGAUUCCGCCGCGACUCUCGCUCAAUGAGAGAUAUUCUGAGUACAUAUUUGUUUAUAUUAUAUGUAUUAUACGCAGAUAUAUUUGUUUUAAAUACACUUUUAUUAUAUUGUUGAUAAAUAGCGCUUCCCAGCGUUUGACAUUUAACAAUUAUUUCGUGUUUUUGUUGAAAGCAAUCUGAGACAAUAGUUGCGACAGGCAAUUUAAAUUCCGUUGCCAUGCACUGUCUGAACACCCUGCGAGUCUCUAAUUGUGGCUGUUUAUAAUGCGUAAUUUGUUUGCACUUUGUAAUAUACAGCAAGAAUUUACUCAUAACCCAGCACGUUAGGUAUUAUUUAGUAAUUCUUCUUUCUUAGUCUUAGGGAUGGGGUAAGGUAGAGGGGGGGGGGAGGGGUUACGGACUUGCGGUCACAGAUGAGUUCGUGGCCCAUCCUUCAUGUCCUUCAUGACUCCAUAACUUUGUAUCAUCCAUGCAUGACUGUCUUUCUUCAGUGUAUUUUUUUCUUAAUAAUGAUAACAUACGUGCGUAUUGCAGAGAUCAGUGGUUUAAUGUCAAUAUGUAUACAAUGCGUAAUGAUAUACCGGGAUGAUACUAAAGUAUGGUAUUAAAAAUACGAUAUUGUAAGAUCUUGUACAUUCUUCAGGGAAUGUGAGUGGGACACUCGCGGUAAGGCUGUCAUCAUUGAUGUAGACAUGAAUAGAUCAAAUGAAGAGCAGCCAAGCAUGGGCUGUAUUUCUAGCUGAGUAGUUUCAAACAAGAUUUUGUAGAACUCUUCUGAAUGGCAAACUCUUCGUAAGCUCUGUUGUAAAUUAUUGAAUUCAAACAAUGGCUGAUACAAGACAACAUUUUCCAUACAAUAAUAUAUUUCAACGGUCUCAGGUUUCGCCCAUACGUUGGCGGAAACGCCCUUUAGUCAUUCUUCUCGAGAGAUCACAUGUGAGUUGUGACGUACAAGUUCACUAUGUUCCAACCAUACAGGCUUGACUCAACAGUGAGUUCUGUACAACAUAAGAUUACUUUUAAGCCCUGAUUCCACGAGCGCUUUUUGUCAGCGAAAUGCGAAAUAUUUCGCCUGUUUCUUUUGAAUUGUGAGCAAUCAAGUAGAAAUAAUUUAUUCGAGUGGUCGCAAUUCAAAAGAAACAGGCGAAAUAUUUCGCAUUUCGCCGACAAAAAGCGCUCGUGGAAUCAGGCCUUAAGGUAGCCCACAUUCAAGAACAUGUACCACCCCGACUCAACAGUGAGUUCUGUACAACAUCAGAUCGUUUUAGGCAGCUCACAUUUAAUUUGUUCUAAUUAGGUCCGUUUCGUACGCCGUACUUCACAUGUGCCGAAUACAUUAAAGACAAUAGAUAACAAUAGAUACAAUAAGAAAAAAUUACUCAUUGUCUAUUGCUCUUAAUGUAUUCGGCACAUGUGAAGUACGGCGUGUAGAACGGGCCUUAGUGACGAAAGAGAAGUGUAAGAACUCGCGGGAAAAACCGACUCCAAUAGUUGUAUAUUUCUCUUAAAAUCUUCACGUGAUCGCAGCUUUGUUCACACUCACUUGACUGUCAACAGUGCAAUCAGUAUAUUAUACUGGCACGAACUGGAGUGUUUUUGCAUCACUGCUCUGCUUCCGUAGAACCCGGAUCUCUUGAGACUGGAGAGGAAAUAUCUAACACUCCGACAAACGCCUUCCGAGGCCUACGCCGAAUAAACCUAAUCAGCUAACAAGUUUCUAAUAUUGUUACCCAGAUAACUCGUAUAUGCCUUUAUUGCUAAGAAAGCUUUAGAUUGAUCCCUUUGACGGGAGGUUAGUAGCGGGUCUUCGCUCGGAAUGUCGAAGUUCUCCUUGUAUUUUUCAUGUAGUUGCUUCCCUAUCAAUUACCGAAGCUUUCUUAUUUUUGCCACUACCCACACUGACCGUUCUUAAUUGGUACCACUGUUAUGAUAAUGUAAGCAGAGAACGAAACAAAACUAACCAAGCGUUCAUUUUCAGGACCGACAGAAGAAAGACAUGGCCUCGUGCACUUCAGCUCUUCCUGAAAACAACACUUGGAAACUGAGUCGAAAAAGACCAGGGAAUUUCGAAAAGCUUAACACAGGUAAAUCGAGAAAAACAAACAAUUUUGCGAGAGAACGUGUUUUACAUAGAAACCAAACAUCCAGUCAAUCACCGCAACGACCUCUGACCGAUAUAACGCGAGAAACGCAGGCUCUGAAACCUUCGGACCUUGACGGAAACACUUCGGAAACAGCUCGGGAUAUAGUCGCCGCAGAUUCGGAGGGGCCCGUGUCGGUCUCUCCCGAUGGCAAUGAGACUGUAACGUACGUGAAUAAUUUAUUCAGCCCUGUGAAUAAAUUACAAGCUAUACCUUUGACCCUUGACGAACUUCGUAGAAGGACUGAAUACCCGGAGUUUUUUGGCCGGUCGGAGAUGGUAGCCUAUCUAAGGCACUCGAAGACGACCGGAAAUGAACUGAUAUCGCGUUAUAAUCUUAAAGCAAAGUCGAAACAUAGUAAAGUGAACGUUCUUUCACGGCUGUGCGAGAGAGAGGCACGGACGCUUGCAAAUGGGAUACAUCAAGUGAAUUCCGAGUAUUUUCCGACCGACUACGUUGCGGAUACGAUGAAAGCGCAGAUGGAACAAGACAGAAAUGAAGAAACGCAAGCUGAAGCGAGUGACGAGACGGAGAGUGGACUCGAUGACAAUAAAGAAACUAUAAAUAGCACCAUGUAAGUAUUUUCUCUUGAUGGUCCUUAUUAAUCACUAUAGUAAUAUAUAUUUAGCUGACCUUCGACUUUGUUUAAGGUGUUUUUGUAUUCAAAUUGCACUUUCCUACCCCCUGAACAGGUGUCUAGGGGUGCUUUACUUGCUUAUAUCAUGGAAAGCGGGAUGAGGCAGCACUUUCCUUGCGAUAGUAACUUCUAGUAUAUAAUAACGUUAAGAAUCCAUGCGCUUUCAUUGGUCGAGAGCCAUGAUCUAUUAGAGGACACGACAGAUGCACGGAAUUACGUCACAAUUAAGGUAGCCAAUGGCAUUCCCUUAUUUGUAUAUAGAUUAUGUACGCGUGAUAUUUGUAAAAUUUCGACUUUUUCAAAUUUCCAAAUGUUUGGAUGGUAAAAGGUAAGCUAUUUACCUGUUUAAUUCGGGGUGUUUUCUCUUCGGCGACUCGUGAACCACUAGGGAGCUAAACGAUACACCAAAUCUACGCCUCUAUUUAUUAGAGAGGUUUAGAUUGACGUUUACGGCAAACGUCCAACCGCUAACGAACUUUUUGAUUUUAUAACUCUAUUAUAUAACAACAUUUGCACCAGUUUUGAAAUACAUUAAACAAUUAUUAAACUUGUGGUAUUUAACAAUGAUUCAAGAAAACAAAUUAACCACUACUCACAUAUUCUCCAAAGCUGUGAAUUAAGAUCUGGCGUUUGAAGUUUACGUUUGGCGUGUAAAUUUCAUGCUUUAACGGCUACAAGCCCUCGUAGCAGUUCAAGCGUAAAAUUUAUACGCCAAACGUCAACUUCAAACGCCAGGUCUUAAUUCACUGCUUUGGCGAAUAAGCGACUAGUGGUCAAUUAACUUAAUUUGCUUUUUUUAAAUCAUUGUUAAAUACCACAAGUUUAAUAACUGUUUAAUAUAUUUCAAAACUGGUGUAAAAGCUGUUAUAACUAGAGUUGUAAAAUCAAAAACUUCGUUAGCGGUUUGACGUUUGCCGUAAACGUCAAUCGUAGGGUGUCUCAGAAUAGAGACCUUUAGAUUGACGUUUACGGCAAACGUCAAACCGCUAGCGAGGUUUUUGAUUUUACAACUCUAUUAUAAUAGCUUUUACAACAGUUUUGAAAUAUGUUAAACUUAUUAAACUUGUGCUCUUUAGCAAUGAUCUAAGAAAGUAAAUUAACCACUAGUCAUGCCAUUCAGCAAAGCAGUAAAUUAAGAUUUGGCGUUUGAAGUUGACGUUUGGCGUAUAAAUUUCAUGCUUGAACUGCUACGAGGGCUUGUAGUCGUUAAAGCAUGAAAUUUAUACGCCAAACGUCAACUUAAAACGCCAAAUCUUAAUUUACUGCUUUGGUGAAUGGCAUGACUAGUGGUCAAUUGGCUUUCUUAAAUCAUUGCUAAAGAGCACAAGUUUAAUUAGGGGCCGAUUACAUGGAGCAUUUUCAACCCCGGGGUUGAACUCAGCCCUGUUUACCGGGUUGAAAUUUCAACCCCGUCUGUAAUACAAAACUCUAUCAAAAUCAAACGCGCGAUUACAUGACAAAAUUUUCAACCCAGGGCUGAGUUCAACCCUUGAAAUUUCAACCCUGCUUCAGCUAGCAGGGUUGAAAUUUCAACCCCGGGGUUGAAAUCGUCCAUAUAAUCGCAAAACAUUUCAACCCGGUUAACAGGGCUGAGUUCAACCCCGGGGUUGAAAAUGCUCCAUGUAAUCGGCCCCUAAGUUUAACAUAUUUCAAAACUGGUGUAAAAGUUAUUAUAAUAGAGUUGUAAAAUCAAAAACCUCGCUAGCGGUUUGCCGUUUGCCGUAAACGUCAAUCUAAAGGUCUCUAAUAUCACAGUUUCACUUCACGGGUAAAAACUAUGGAUUGUUGUUGGUAAACAAAGCCAGGGACACGAGAAAAACAAAGUAAAACUAGUCUUCCAUUAUUAGCGACUGUUUUUCAGCCGCGUCGCAGAUUUCUGAUUUGGUGCAUCUCAUUAUGACCUCAUACUGUGUAUCUAUAACUGACCAGACAACGGCAAAAUCUUAUCUAUUUGUUAAAUAUAUUAUCGAAUAUAUAAUAUACAUCCUCCAGGAAAGUACGUCAUCUUCGCUAUAUAGAGCAUCGUUUUCAUGUAUGUGACAUUAUAGUUAAAGCUGGAGUAAUACGAGCAACACAAUUGUUGCAACAAAAUCUGAUUUCAACGCAUGUUAAGUAGAAAUGUCGUCACAUGUUGCCUCGUGAUUUGUCAUUUAUGUGUCAUCAUUUCUACUUAACAUGCGUAGAAAUCGGAUUUUGUUGCAAGUUGCAGCAAUUUUGUUGCCCGUAUUACUCCACCUUAAAGCUCGACGUCUCAAUCACGAACGAGGCUCUAUAGCCAAGAUGACGUACACUGUAUACCGUACUGCGACACUGUAGGUCAUUCACUGACAAUAUCUCUGCAUUCCAGUUCCAUGCUACAGAGUCUAAGAAAAUCUCUGGAACAGCCAGAUGAUGAACUCGCAAAGGAUCUCGAGGUUUUUGAGAGAGCAACACAUACAUUUGGUUGUCAAAAUAUCGUCAACCACAUAAGUUUUGUGGAAAGCUACCUCGCCGAACUACAGAAGAAACUGUCGAAAGAGGCAGAACCAGAAAAAAGUGUGGCCUCUUGAUGAUGAGCAAUCUUCGCCUUGGCAAGAAAGAAGCCAGGAUGAAACGAGUAUGGAAGUGCAUGAGAGUUGACAGUCACGCGAGCUUGGUUAGCUGUUCUUAAUGCUUUCUCAACACUAUCGUGUAUUCUAUUUAAGUUAAAACAUAGCCGAACACUCAUCCAACCUUUAUUUUGUUAAUCUAGAGCUUGAAAUGUCCCCGGUAACCGACCGUCAUUAUUUAUACCCGGGGUUGGUACCGAAGAGGUAUGGGACUAGCUCAUGGGUUGGGUAAAAAAAAUAUCGCUGACUGUGAGCUAUAAAAUAAAACCAAAAUUACCAUGCAUUGGAAAAUACCAAAAUAGACCAUUAGUGAUUGAGGAGGACUCUAUCAUUGAUUAGCAGGAACGUGAUUGCUUUGGCAUACUCAGUGAGUUUGAGCUUUUAGAAUUUAGGCAAUUUGAUUUUUGUCACCAUAAUCAUGUGUGUUUAAUUAUUAUGAAGUACAGUAACACAUGGGUUGGGUUAGGAUUAUUUUGACCAAUGUUGAGGUUGGGCAAAUAAAAAAUUUCCACUGUUUUUCGCUUCUCAGUUCGGUACCACUGCCCGGGUAUAAAUAAUGAACGGUCCCUAACAAUGCGUGACUGGCAAUUCUCAUUUGACCGAAGCCUAAGAUUGAGGAGCAUUUUAAUUUUUCUGGCAUACUUUAUGGGUGAAUCCAAGUGAAUGGGUGCUAUACAUUGCCAGCCUUCAAGCGCGAACGAAAGCGUCAAACUUGUCUAUUUUUGUAAAAUUUGUAAUAUACUUGGUAUUAAACUUAUCUAUUUUUGGAGCACUACAUGUUAUUAGAGAACAACUAAUUUAAAAUCAAACAGAUUAUGCUUUAUUAAUCUCAAUGUACCUGACAUUAACAGAUUAUUUACUGAUAAAAAUAAAUAACUGCGAUCAUAGAAUAAUCAAUAGAUAAAAACUUGAUUCCCAGUCAAGUGUGUACAGGACAGUAGCAAUGGUGAAGCUAGCCAUAGUUAACUGAUCAUGUUAUGCAAAUUAUUCAUUAUUUUACAGCUCGAAAAAACCGAGGCCACUUUUGCGUAUUUUUAAUGUUUUCUAACUAAGCCAAAACCAAUUCACCAGUGGGUUAUUUAGACCUAUGGCUACGUCAUAAGUUCAUAACCGGAAAAUGUUUAUAGUCAAAAUAACGGCCGCUGGUGAUUGGUUUUGGUUAGUUUGAAAAAAAAACCCAAAAAUAUGCAAAAGCGGCCUCAGUUUGCCCAUUCAAGUGGUAAUUAUGUAAACCUUUAGAAAUACAAUGUCUCGAAGCCUUUAGGUGCAUGACCAUGCAGCUUCCAUGGCUGGCUUCGUCAUUGCGGGCAGGCGGGUUUCACUAAGCACAUUACACAACUUUUGCCUACGCAGGCAAGUUGUAUGCUCGAUUUACACAGUACAACUCAAGUUGUAAGCAGCUUGCAUGCGACAGUUUUAGGCAAAAGUUGUGUAGUGUAGUAAACCGACCUUGAAACGAUGUGUUCGCAUUUCUGAAGCAUGGCCACCUGCCUUUGCUGUCGCAUAUUGAAACCCACCAGUGUGUGUUCACAAGCUACAUAGAAUAUAGCACAGAAGAAAUCUGUAACUUGAGUAAAUCAAGCGUAGGCAGAUCAAGUGUACUGAAAUAUAUGGUACUAACGGUGCAAUUACAGAAUACAAUGUGUGUUAAUACAGUCAGAAAUAUGAUAACACAGUUACAGUAAUAUAGUAAUAGUGGUAUAGAAGAGACAAAUUAAGUCAGUCGUCAACCAGAUGAACCCUUCAAAGCAUUCAGCAUGCUGAUUGGCAGAGGGAAGAUGAUGGUAGAGUUCUUCUCGGCUGAGAUAGCGCUCAGUGUUUGCAGAUAUCUUAGUUGCAGGGCUUGUGGUGAUUCAGCAAUCACUUCAGCAGCUUCCUUCAAGGCUCGUGAUGCAUUCAUUUCACCUUCAGCGGCAAUCACCU
This is a messenger RNA of Paramuricea clavata, 8450 nucleotides long. The record is from the annotation of a GenBank genome assembly. Lineage: Eukaryota; Metazoa; Cnidaria; Anthozoa; Malacalcyonacea; Plexauridae.